AUGUAUUAUUUGUAACAACAACUCCGUCUUUCUUCCAAUAAUGAAUCGACAACUAUGAACAUUCUACUGGAUCUGCUGUGUUUGUGUCUUCUGUGUCUGACCGGGAAAACACUUUGUGAUGAAAACGGACCAAAAAACAUCAAAGUGGAAGGAGGGACUGAUGUCAUGUUACCCUGUUCUCUCAGCACCAAGGAGAACAUUGAGUCUAAACUCUUUGACUGGAGGAAAGUUGCUCAGAAAGAUGAUGGUCAGAAGAAGGUGUUCCUGUAUGAUGGAGGCAGUCAUUACAACAACGGUCUAGAUGGUCAGAGUGAAGAGUUCAAAGGUCGAGUCUCUCAUUUUCAAGAUGAACUGAAACACGGCAACGCCUCCAUAAUCAUCAGAAAUACAAAGAUAUCUGACAGUGGAGAAUACACCUGUUAUUUUCCUUGUCAUCGGCCACCUCAAAUAUUCUACAUUGAGCUUGUUGUUGAGCCAAAAGUCAUCAUAGUGAAAGAAGACAGUGAUGUUGUGUUACCCUGUUCCCUCAGCACCAAGGAGAACAUUACUUCAAAACAGUUUGACUGGAAGAAAGUUGCUCAGAAAGAUGACUGUCAGAAGGAGGUGUUCUAUUAUAAUGGAGGCAGCAAUAAUAACAAAAACUGCUUUCCAGGUCAAGUCUCACAUUUUCCAGAUGAACUGAAACAUGGCAAUGCCUCUAUAAUCAUCAGAAAUACGAAGGUAUCUGACAGUGGAGUCUACACCUGUGAUUUUCCAAAACUUCAGCCACCUCAAACAUUCCACAUUGAGCUUGUUGUUGUUGAGCCAAAAGUCAUCACAGUGGAAGAAGGCAGUGAUGUUACUUUACCCUGUUCCCUCUGGACCAAGAAGGACAUUCGGUUAACAGUAUUUUUCUGGCUGAAAGUUUCUCAGACAACUGAUGAUCUAAAGACUGUGUUCCUGUAUGAUAAUGGUGAUCUUUACAGUGACGAGCGUCCAGGUCAGAGUGAGCAGUUCAAAGGUCGAGUCUCACAUUUUCCAGAUGAACUGAAACAAGGCAACGCCUCCAUAAUCAUCAGAAAUAUGACGAGGGCUGACAGUGGAGUCUACAGAUGUUAUUUUCCAUUCAUUAAGAAACAUCGAGAAUUCUACAUUAAGCUUGUUGUUGCUUCAGCUCAGGGGAAGGAACUUCAUCCAUUAAUCUAAUGGAGCGUCAUUCACUAAUGAUGGCAUGAUGCUUUGAUAAUGUCUGUGUUGCUAGAAACAUUUAUUUAGUCUUCAGUUAUUUUAUGCUUGUGUUAUAUCACAAUGUAUAGGCUCAUUGAUUUAGUCUUGCAGUUCUAGUUGAUUGUGUAACUGUGUGUAAGACUUGUACAGUAUUCCUGUUCCAGAGGUGUGUAGAGCAGAGAGGACCAGGUCAACAUGAUGAUGCUCUUAGAAGUCUUGUCGUCUUGUAUUCACACCUUUUUCUGUGAUUGUGUGAAAUAUUGUGUAAAAAAAGGGUCACUUAAUAUAAUUUUUUUGUUUUAUUACAGUUGUUUGCUCUUGAGACAAUCAUUUCUUGCUUCUGUAUUUAGAAGAAUAGUAAAGGCUGAGAUGUGGUAUUGAUCUUAUCUAACUCAGUGAGAAAGUGAAUAAAGUGCCCUGGUGGGUCACCGGGUAGAGCCGGUACUUUAGGCUGAGUCCUCACCACAGUGACUUUGGUUUGAGUCCACCACAGGGCCCUUUGCUUCAUGUCAUCUCCUGUCUUUCCUGACGGUCUCUAUCACUAUCUUUUAGAAGCAGAUACGCUGAAGAAAAAAGUAUUUAGAAAAAACCCUCUGUACAGUACACUUUACUAUGUUCUUGCACUAUUUAUGUUAAUCGAUAAUAUAGUGCCUUUUAUCAUUUCAAUUUAAAUGUAUUCAAAUUACUAUUUAAAAUCUUGAAUAAAACGUCAGUUUUUGACAUUA
Sander lucioperca (pikeperch) is the source of this 1931-nucleotide messenger RNA. Its product is annotated as V-set and immunoglobulin domain-containing protein 1-like. Bases 55 to 1185 code for a protein of 376 amino acids. The transcript is spliced from 5 exons. The record is from RefSeq and is a predicted model, not a curated record. NCBI's taxonomy places the organism in Eukaryota, Metazoa, Chordata, Actinopteri, Perciformes, Percidae.